GCGCAUUGUGAGUGUCUGACUACUGUUUAGAAUGCAGUGCGUUCGGUGGAUCGGUGCGAGAGUUGGGAGAUUGGGGGUACCGGGAAGCAAACGGCAGGGAAGGAGCUACAGCAGCGGCCAGGCAGAUGCUCCUCGCCGUACACCUCUCUAUGAUUUUCACCGUGAUCAUGGUGGUAAAAUGGUGGAGUUUGCCGGCUGGAGCCUUCCGGUGCAAUACAAAGAUAGUCACAUCGCCUCUCACCUGCACACCCGCCAGCACUGCUCCUUGUUUGAUGUCUCCCACAUGCUUCAGACCAAGGUACUCGGGAAGGAUCGGAUACCAUUCAUGGAGAGCCUGGUGGUGGGUGACAUUGCUGAGCUGAAGGAGAACCAGGGCACACUAUCUCUUUUCACUAACGAGAGCGGUGGCAUCAUUGAUGACCUCAUUGUUACCAACACCUCCGAGGGAUACCUGUAUGUUGUGUCUAAUGCUGGCUGUGCAGAAAAGGACUCUGCACACAUGCAGGGCAAACUGCAGGAUUUUAAAGCAGCUGGCCGGGACGUGGCUUUGGAAUUUAUAGAUUUCGCUCUGCUGGCUCUUCAAGGUCCUUCUUCAGCCCGAGUUCUCCAAGCUGGACUUAAGGAUGACCUCUCCAAACUUCCAUUUAUGACCAGUGUGAUCACAGAUGUCUUUGGUGUCCCUCACUGUAGGGUGACGAGGUGUGGAUACACAGGAGAAGAUGGAGUGGAGAUUUCUGUGCCAGGGAACAGAGCGGUAGAGUUGGCAGACAGGCUCCUGCAGAAUAGUGAAGUGAAGCUGGCAGGUUUGGCGGCACGGGACAGUCUGCGUUUGGAAGCUGGGCUCUGUUUGUAUGGCAACGACAUUGACGAAACCACCACUCCAGUUGAGGCAAGUCUAGUGUGGACACUUGGUAAACGACGGAGGGUUGCCAUGGACUUUCCAGGAGCCUCGGUGAUCGUACCUCAGAUUAAGGGAAAAGUGAAGCGGAAGAGGGUUGGUUUGACCUCUACUGGACCCCCUGUACGGCAACACACACCUAUACAGACCCCCGAAGGACGAGUUAUUGGCGAAGUGACAAGCGGUUGUCCCUCCCCGUGCCUGAAGCUGAAUGUAGCUAUGGGGUACGUGGAGCCGGAAUACAUGAAAGCUGGCACGCCACUGCAGGUGGAGGUCAGGAAGAAGCUUGUGGACAGCACCGUCGGCAAAAUGCCAUUUGUGCCAACAAAAUAUUAUAUUUUGAAAUGAAAACUAGAGACCGACAUACUUUGUACCCGAAACCUCUUCUGGUGAUUGCCAAUAGCUCCCAUCACCCUCAGCCACCUGUUUGCUGCUGGGGAUGAUGGCAGUUGUUGACAAACACAUGGCUCAGAUGUAGUUUGGCAGGUUUAGCAAUAUGAAACAGAAAUUGCGUGUAUAUAGUACUACUUACCUAAAUUAGGAACUGUACGAGAGUAUC
Molecule: messenger RNA, 1457 nt
Organism: Spea bombifrons (plains spadefoot toad)
Lineage: Eukaryota; Metazoa; Chordata; Amphibia; Anura; Pelobatidae
Gene: AMT
Product: aminomethyltransferase
Exons: 9
Coding region: 32-1246 (404 amino acids)
Biological process (GO): glycine catabolic process
Cellular component (GO): mitochondrion
Molecular function (GO): protein binding; aminomethyltransferase activity
Source: RefSeq, a predicted model, not a curated record